ACUCAUCAAACUCAUUUCCAGUUUCUUGGCUGACGCCGUUUUGUCAGUCUUGGUUUCAAGUGUCAACUUUCAGUCGCCGUCGAAAUGAACUGCUUUGUAUCUCGUCUUGUGAUCCUUCUAUUGAUAGGGGAUAUGGCGCUCGCCAGUGACAUGUACUCGUCUGUAGCCGAAUUAGAGCGACUCUAUCUCAAGGAGCAGCAAGCCGGCCUGAAACUAGAAAGCCUCCUGGAUCUCAUCAAGAAACAAACGACUGCUAUCGAUCAGUAUUUGUCGGAAUUGAGAGAAAUUCGCUCCGCUAAUCUGGACUCGAGGGGAGUCAUCAGUAAUCCAAUCAAUGCUUUCCACAUGAUGAGACGCUUGACAAUCGGCUGGCGAGAAGUCAAAACUACCUUAGAAUUCCACGGCAAUGUUACUGACAUUGUUCAAGAUGUUUUUAAAAUUUCAAAGAGUUUCCCAAAUGACGAGGACCUGUCGGGAGCGGCAUUUUCUUUGGCUCAAUUGCAGGGAGCCUAUCGAUUGAACGUCAGCCAACUAGCAAGCGGUAACGUCCAACUAUCCGAUAGAAUCUCCUUCCCCAGUGUCAGAGGACUGAACGCCCGUGAUUGUCUUUUUAUCGGGAAACAUGCUUUCAAUAAGGGGCUUUACGGCCAGGCCGUUGAUUGGAUUUCCACCGCCGUGGAAGUUGCCCGUUCCGAAAACAAUCGAUCAGCAAGCGUCAGUGAAAUAAAGCCCUUUCUGUCUACUGCCAUUCGAGUGCACGACGACGUUUUAGAAAAAAAAGGUCCUAUUGGAGCCGACUGGAGGACAAAUCCGGAGCCCUUCGAGCGACGAGCCAAGAGUCUCAGCAGAGCUCGUCGAUCUCAAGAACAGCAACAGCAGCAGACACAACGGAUGAGAGAUAUUACUUAUACCCCCUUGGGUGCGGGGCACGGAUUGGCGACCAAUAAGUCGCCCGAAUGGAGCGAAUGGGAAGAGAUGGAAGUCUUUUUCAGGCUUUGUCGAGAAGGAGAAGAAGAAUCUCGGCCAACAGGUCUGAAGGGCAGGUUGAAGUGCCGUCAGAUCAGCCACACUCACCCGUACUUCAUCUUGCGGCCAUUAAAGUUGGAAGAGCAUUCUUUGGUGCCGUAUAUCGCCGUCUUUCACGAUUUCAUGUCCGACGCAGAAACGGAGAUAUUCAAGUCGCUUGCGAUGGCGGAGCGCCUGGAAAGGUCGGCACACGGGAGCAAACGACCAGGACAAGGGGGAGUUACCAGCGAUAAACGCACGUCCAAACAGUCGUGGGUGGAGGAUGGCAGCCAUCAUGUUGUUGAUCAAAUCUCUAAAAGGAUCAGCGACUCUGUCGGUUUGAACAGCCAACCUUCUAAUGUCGGGUCGGAACAUUAUCAAGUGGCCAAUUACGGAAUCGGUGGAAGGUACACACCGCACACCGAUCACGGCGUUUUGUCCAAAUCCAUGGGCGGACCCUCCGAAUUUGAUCUCUUCCGCGGCGAUCGCAUCCUUACUUUCAUGACUUAUCUGGAUGACGUGGAAGCAGGCGGGGCGACCGUUUUCACUCACGCGGGAGUAGUCGUCAGACCCAAAAAAGGAAUGGCCGUCUUCUGGUGGAAUCUCAAGUCGGAUUCGAGCGGUGACACGUUGACUCGACACGGCGGAUGCCCCGUUCUUCACGGCUCCAAAUGGAGUAAGUCUCGAUAAUUCAAUGUCGCUAAAAAUCACAAAGUCACGCCUUUACUAUUUCUCUGUCAUUUCACAAUUGCAAACAAGUGGUUUCACAGUGGCGAGCAAUUUCUCAAACGCCCGUGUGCUAAAAAACCGCGUUCUCGAAUUUCAUAUCCGGGAACAACGUCGUCUUGGCUAUUAAACAAUUAAAGUAGACUGACGUAAAAAAAAAACCAACAAAACAAAACAAAACAAAACAAAAAAAAAAAAACAUUUGUUAAUCUUUUUAAAAAAUUUACUUAAUAUUUUGGUUGUUCAGUAUAUAAAAUCCACUUUACAAUACAAAGGCCUGUAAUGCGGUAAUUUUUCGAAUCCCAAGAGAAAAAAAAAAACAUUAUUUGAACUUUCGCGUCCAAACAC
Molecule: messenger RNA, 2079 nt
Organism: Daphnia pulex (common water flea)
Lineage: Eukaryota; Metazoa; Arthropoda; Branchiopoda; Diplostraca; Daphniidae
Product: prolyl 4-hydroxylase subunit alpha-1-like
Exons: 9
Coding region: 85-1695 (536 amino acids)
Biological process (GO): peptidyl-proline hydroxylation to 4-hydroxy-L-proline
Cellular component (GO): endoplasmic reticulum
Molecular function (GO): iron ion binding; procollagen-proline 4-dioxygenase activity; L-ascorbic acid binding
Source: RefSeq, a predicted model, not a curated record